CGCUCAUGAUUCCAAAACUCUCCUCUUCUUCUCUCCCCUGUCCCCACAGUCGAGUGUUUUGACUUGCAGAAGAGCAAAUCACCCCCCACGUAAAUGAAUCACCCCACCCACCCCCUCUGUAUCUCUCUAUAUCUAUAUUUAUAUAUUUGUAUAUACUGAGAGAUUGGUUGUCCGAUUCAUUCUUUUAUGAUUAUACUCUUUUCUUGUCUUACAGCAAAGAAACGUUGAAGACUACAGACACCACAUAAACUCUUUCUCUCUCUCUCUUCUUUCCUCUUUUUGGCUCAGAUUCGAUCAACCCAGCAAGUGUUGUAGAUUCUGAGUUGAUUUGUGGAAAUUGGUUGGUUAAUCGAUGAGAAUGUUGAGUUAUGAAGUGUAGACCUGAAAGAUGGGGUGUGUUUUGGGUCGGGAAGUUUCAUCAGGCUUAGUACACAACGGCAGGGAGGAGAAAAGGGAAGGUGGUGUGCAUUAUGAGAAGAAGAGUCAGAGCAUUAGUGCUGAAUUAACUGAAACUUUAGAGGUCAAGGGGGCUGAAAAUGUAACUGUUCAUACUGAAGUUGUGGAAGCCGAUGAAGGUGACGAAACUAAGAAGGAUGACAAGGCGGAGCAUGACGGAAAAUCUAGGAAAGAAAAGAGAAGGUCGAAGCCUGAUCCAAGAUUAAGUAAUCCACCUAAGCAUAAACAUGGGGAGCAGGUCGCUGCUGGAUGGCCUUCCUGGCUCUCUGCUCAUGUUGGGGAAGCAAUUGAUGGUUGGCUCCCACGACGCGCUGACACUUUUGAGAAAAUUGAUAAGAUUGGCCAAGGGACAUACAGUAAUGUCUACAAAGCGAGAGAUACUGUUACUGGUAAAAUUGUUGCUCUAAAGAAAGUGCGUUUUGACAAUCUAGAACCUGAGAGUGUGAGAUUCAUGGCUAGAGAAAUUAUCAUUUUGCGACAACUAGAUCAUCCCAAUGUCAUCAAAUUGGAAGGCUUGGUUACCUCACGAAUGUCAUGUAGUUUAUACCUGGUCUUUGAGUACAUGGAUCAUGAUUUAGCUGGACUUGCUGCAAGUCCAGAUAUCAAGUUUACGGAAGCACAGGUUAAAUGCUACAUGCAUCAGCUAUUGUCUGGCCUUGAGCAUUGUCACAAUCGUCAUGUGCUUCAUCGCGAUAUUAAGGGGUCAAAUCUUCUUCUUGACAAUUCUGGCAUUCUCAGAAUUGCUGAUUUUGGACUGGCUACUAUUUUCGAUCCUCGUCAUAAGCAUCAAAUGACUAGUCGAGUGGUUACUCUCUGGUAUAGACCACCAGAGCUGCUUCUAGGUGCUACUGAUUAUGGUGUAGGUAUUGAUUUAUGGAGUGCAGGUUGCAUCUUAGCUGAGUUAUUGGCUGGAAAACCUAUUAUGCCUGGUCGGACUGAGGUAGAACAAUUGCAUAAGAUAUAUAAACUGUGUGGCUCGCCAUCAGAAGAGUACUGGAAGAAGUCCAAGUUGCCGAAUGCAACACUUUUCAAGCCUCGAGAACCCUACAGACGAUGCAUUAGGGAGACUUAUAAAGAUUUUCCUCAGUCUUCACUUCCCCUGAUUGAUACAUUACUUGCAAUUGAUCCCGCAGAACGCAAGACGGCAACUGAUGCACUACGAAGUGAAUUUUUCAAUACAGAGCCAUAUGCUUGUGAUCCCUCUAGUCUUCCAAAGUAUCCUCCGACCAAAGAAAUGGAUGCCAAACGGCGGGAUGAUGAAGCUAGACGGCUAAGAGCCGCUAAUAAAGCUCCGGGAGAUGGUGCUAAGAGAGCACGCCAUCGUGAACGGACCCGUGCUGGCCCUGCUCCAGAUGCCAAUGCAGAAAAUCAAGCUAAUAUUGACAGGCGGCGCCUAAUCACUCAUGCAAAUGCAAAGAGCAAGAGUGAGAAGUUCCCCCCACCACACCAGGACGGAGGACUUGGCGUUCCCUUGGGUGCCUCACAUCACAUUGAUCCAUCCCUUGUCCCUCCUGAUGUGCCAUUCAGUUCGACCUCAUUCACAUAUUCAAAAGAACCUGUCCAGAAUUGGUCAGGCCCUUUAGUAGAGCCUGCUUCAGCUGGUGGAAGGCGGAAGAAGCAUACUGCAGGUGAUGCCAAAAAACAUUUGUCAAAGAAAAGAUGAGAAGCAACAUUGUUUUGGGUAGCAGCAGAGUGUGAGCUUCAGAUGAGUGUUUCUAUGGCCUAUUCUGGAAAUAACAUGAAAGUGGGGGGCUGGCCAUGGCAACACUUUGAAGCAUUUUGUUAUUAAUGCACCUUCCAGAGAAGGGUUUAUAGUAUGCCCAGAGCGAAGCAUUGUUUUCCUUUUCAUUUUCCAAAUAUAGAAGGGUCCUUCUGGUUUUUGACUUCUCAAUUUGUUGUGGUGGUGAGAAGCUCCCCAGUUACAUGUAUAUUAGUACUACCAGAGUUAAUUCUUUGUGAUGGUAUGUUCGACUUCUGCAGUUGGUAGAAAAUUUUACAUCUAUAUUUGACCGGUGUAAUUGCAUCUCCUUUAUCAUACUCAUCGACAUUCUGUAAAAUUCUGCUUGUUCAUUGAUGGUUGAAAAAGGGUAACUCCUAUUAUGCAGUUCUCA
Solanum tuberosum (potato) is the source of this 2567-nucleotide messenger RNA. Its product is annotated as probable serine/threonine-protein kinase At1g54610. The record is from RefSeq and is a predicted model, not a curated record. Bases 389 to 2119 code for a protein of 576 amino acids. The transcript has 8 exons. Gene Ontology annotation, cellular component: nucleus; cyclin-dependent protein kinase holoenzyme complex. Gene Ontology annotation, biological process: protein phosphorylation; positive regulation of transcription elongation by RNA polymerase II. Gene Ontology annotation, molecular function: ATP binding; RNA polymerase II CTD heptapeptide repeat kinase activity. Lineage: Eukaryota; Viridiplantae; Streptophyta; Magnoliopsida; Solanales; Solanaceae.